CAUAUGUAAGAUAAAAGUCAAAAUAAUUCAAAUAUGAAAACAAUACUGUUCACUUUUUCAAGAAUGUGUUCGAGGGGAAAAAUAAGGCUUUUAUGUCAUAAUUUGUUUAAUGUCCACUAGAGAACAUUAUAUUAACCUAAAAUAUAAGAUGUGUAUAUUCUUUCCCUAAAUAAAUGCUACUAAAUUACCUAAUAUUAUUUACAUAUAUAUGGCAAUUAAUGAUUAUGAAUAAUAAAGAUUUGAUAACAAUUUUUGCAUCCUUCUUCAUUUUGUUUAAUUUUAUAUUAUUAAAAAAAUAAACAAUCACAUUAACCAUAUAAUAAAAAAAUUAGAUUUUUUCUUAUAUGUUAUAUUUUGAAUUUCUUAAAAUAACUUUAAAUUAUAAAAAUGAGGAAACCUUAUAUGUUAUAUUUUUUUUAAACGAGUUUAAAAUACAAAAAUGAGGACACCUUAUAUGUUAUAUUUUUCUUUUAUGUUAGAUUUUUUCUUAUAUGUUAUAUUUUGAUUUUUUUUAAACGAUUUUAAAUUAAUGUAAGUUUUCCGUAAGUAUACGACUAAAAAAAUUAAAAUGACAUGUAUCAAUUCGAUGGUUGAUUUGAAAGUUUUCAAAACCAUAUAGAAGAUAAAAGUCAAAAUAAUUCAACUGUGAAAACAAUACUGUUCACUUUUUUCAAGAAUGUGUUCGAUGAAAAAAAUAAGGUUUUAAGUCAUAAUUUGUUUAAUGUCCAAUCCGAUCAACUCAUGAUGUAUUAAUUAUACUUUUGUUCCAUUAUUUUUAAUAAAAAUUGAUCUGAUUCAUUGGAAAGAAAUUAUAUAAUAACAACAAUAAAUAUUUUAUAUAUAUAAAUAAAAUGAUCAAAUGUAUAAAAGAAACUAUCGAUAAUAUAUACAAAUAAACUCACCCUGCGCAAGGCGCAUGUCUUAUCCUAGUAAACAUUAAAAAGAAAAAUCAAGAGUAAAACCAAUUGUUAUACGUGAGGUUGAAAAUAUUGAGAGGAAAAUAACAUAUUCCUGCUCUGGGGAUCAAAAUAUUGCUUGGAGAAGACGUACCAUCUCUGCUUUGGACUCUUUAUGGCGAAAGUUCCUGAAUUUGAGACCAUUUCCGCAUAGAGACGGAACCAUCUUUCAAGCCUUAAUUAUGCUAUGAGCUGGACCUCAGAAAAUGACAAUAGUCCAACCAAACAAAUAAAAUGUAUCAGAGAUCUAUUCACAGUGUCUAUACAGUUACAUGUGAAGUAAGCCAAAGUGAAACCUUAAGUUAUUGUGUCAUAAAAAAAAAAAAAAUCAAAAUACUGAAAUGGGUUACAUGAACAAUCUAUUACACUAUAUGAUUAUUUAAAUGAAACGAAUGAAACAUGCGACAAGGUGCUGUGGUGUAGUGGUUAUCACGUUUGCCUUACACGCAAAAGGUCUCCAGUUCGAUCCUGGGCAGCACCAGUAUUUUUGUUUUCCAUCUUUUUUUAUCAACCGUUUGUUGUUUAAUAAAUAAAAGAAGAAGAAAUGGCCGUUUCGUUGUUACUCAUUUACACAUCGUCGUUGACCCAAAAAAAAAAAGCGAUCUCCAUCAUCAUUCUCUAAAUUCUUUUACAAACCCUAAAAAUCUCAAUCUUCUUCACCGUCGAAUCACUGCUCUCUCUCCACACUCAAAAUCCAAAACCCAUUCUUCAUUCUCUCCGAUUUUGAAUUUACUUUAACAAUACCCUCCCUCCAUUCGCAUUGUUGAAGUUAAAAUUGAAAGGGGAGAGAAUGAAUAUCCAGAGGAAGUAAGAGAAAAGGUCUAAGUAACAUGAAGCUAUCCAACAUCCCACAACGCUAUGUCAUAGUCUUCUUGACUUUCCUCAGCACCUCCGUCUGUUACAUUGAGCGUGUUGGCUUCUCUAUUGCAUACACCGUCGCUGCUGAUGCUGCCGGAAUCAACCAGUCAAGCAAAGGAACCAUACUCUCCACUUUCUUUAUUGGCUACGCUUGCUCUCAAGUCCCUGGAGGUUGGGCUGCUCAGAAGAUUGGUGGAAGGAAAGUCCUCCUUAUGUCGUUUAUUCUAUGGUCGUCUACUUGUUUCUUGGUUCCUCUUGAUCCUAACCGAGUCGGGCUCUUGGUUUUCGCCCGUUUGCUUGUGGGUGUUGCUCAAGGUUUCAUCUUUCCUUCUAUCCACACUGUUUUGGCUCAGUGGGUGCCUCCUCAUGAGAGGUCUAGGCUGGUUUCGAUAACGACUUCGGGGAUGUAUUUAGGUGCAGCUUUGGGAAUGUGGUUGCUCCCUGCUUUGGUUGAGUUUAGAGGUCCUGAAUCAGUUUUCAUAGCAGAGGCCUUAGCUGGUGUUGUAUGGUCAUUGCUUUGGAUUAGGUACGCUACUGACCCGCCUCGGUCUGAGCAUCCGAAAGCCGCUGCUGCUGGAUUUGGAGGUGCUCUCUUGCCAACUAAUGUCAACCACAACCAUAGAGUUACUCACAUCCCGUGGAAGAAGAUAAUGCUCAGCUUACCCGUUUGGGCCAUUGUGGUUAACAAUUUCACAUUCCAUUACGCUUUAUAUGUGCUGAUGAACUGGCUUCCGACUUACUUCGAGCUUGGGCUCAAGGUCAGUCUUCAGGGAAUGGAUUCGUCGAAGAUGGUGCCGUACCUCAACAUGUUUGUAUUCUCCAUUGUUGGUGGGUUCAUUGCAGACUAUUUGAUCACCAAGAGAAUACUCUCUGUUACCAGAACACGCAAGUUCUUGAACACGGUUGGGUUCUUAGUCGCUUCAGCGGCGUUGAUGGCUUUGCCUCAGUUUAGAACCUCCAACGGUGUGAUCUUGUGUUCCUCUGUGGCUCUUGGGUUUCUGGCAUUAGGGAGAGCCGGUUUUGCGGUGAACCACAUGGAUAUUGCUCCCAGAUAUGCAGGAAUUGUGAUGGGAGUUUCGAAUACUGCUGGGACAUUAGCUGGAAUCAUUGGUGUUGAUUUGACUGGGAAGCUUCUUGAAGCUUCUAAGUUGAUCUACUCCGAUUUGUCACAUCCAGAGAGCUGGAGAAUUGUGUUCUUCAUACCUGGUUUGCUCUGUAUCUUUAGCACGGUUGUGUUUUUGUUGUUCUCUACAGGAGAAAGAAUCUUUGAUUGAAUGGGAUCAAAGUUUAUGAGAAACCCUUAUCAAGAUUAGUUAGUAGAGCCCUCUUACAUUUGAAGAUCCAUUGAAACCUUGGACUCUCAGGCUCUUCAUUGGUAUUUUUUUUUUUUGGGUGAGUGAACUUUGAAUCACACCAAGAGUUUCAUUAUUAGUUGAUCUUGCAAUAUACUAUGAAUAAGAAUAAAAAUCUGUAGUUGGAUAAUCAUUGAGGGGUUAUAUUUGGAUAUUGUAAAAUUUUCGAGUUUUUAUAUACAAUUGUAAGAAUUUAUGAGGAA
Molecule: messenger RNA, 3369 nt
Organism: Brassica rapa (field mustard)
Lineage: Eukaryota; Viridiplantae; Streptophyta; Magnoliopsida; Brassicales; Brassicaceae
Product: probable anion transporter 5
Biological process (GO): transmembrane transport
Molecular function (GO): transmembrane transporter activity
Source: RefSeq, a predicted model, not a curated record